AUGGUUGAUCCACUGACCACAUUUGCCGCUGCUGGCAACGCCCUCCAAUUCGCCCUGCUAGGGAUCGACAUCAUCAAGAAGACAGCGCAGUAUUCCAAAGGAGGAGGGAAUGCAGAGUUUGAGACGAUAAGAGAUGUUGUUCAACGACUUGCAGUAUCCAGUGUCAAUCUCCAGGAGGCCAUAGAAGCCCGAACUGCUCGUUAUUUGCCUCCGGGCCCAGCACGAGCCUUGGCAUCUGCCAACAUGAGAUGUCUGGAACUAUCAAGAGAGGUCACUUCCUUCCUUGAGUCACUCGGGUUAAAUAAGCAGCAUACAUUAUGGGCUAGCGUCGGGUGCGAAAGGACUGACGAAAAUGGCCGUCACAUUAUCAGCCAGACACAGGGGAUACUCGCAAAUUCGGGAAGUAUGACCGAUGACGUUACUAAACUCGGUUCUACGCUUUCUUCGCUUUCAGUGGACGACAACAUAAACACCCCCAGUUUCGAACACGCAAUGCAAAAAUAUCAUCUCGAUUUGAAAGAGAUGGACCGUCGACUCUCUGAGCGGCUACAGAACAUGAACGAUAGCGUAAUGGCUUCUUUCCAGGAUUUCAAAAAACUUUCUCCGCGCAUUGACGCUGAAUUACGGGCCAAAGAGCAACUUAUGAACAGCCUUUGGUUUUCGGCGUCGAACGAGAGGCGCAAUCGCAUUGACAGAGCUCACCAAAAUACCUAUCAGUGGAUUUUCAAGCCCAAAGACAACGAAAUCACCGUUUGGGACGAUUUUGUGCAAUGGUUCCAGGACGAGCAUCGACCCUGCUACUGGGUAAGUGGAAAGCCCGGCAGUGGCAAGUCGACGCUGAUGCGUGAACUUGACGCCCGCUUCGAUGACAUGUGUGCUCCUGAAACGUCACCGACACAGGAGAGAGCCUAUGUGAAGGCUUCAUUCUAUUUCUGGUACGCAGGAAGCAACCUACAAAAGUCCCUUAUUGGCUGUCUCCGGAAGAUCAUUCACGAAUUACUAUCGCAACAACGCGAAUUGAUCGAUCAGGUUAUCUCCCCAGACCGAUUGGAGGCAUGUCAUGCCACCCCUCCUCGUCCGUUUAGCGAAUGGGAAGAGACUGAACUGUGUGAAACAAUGUGUCGUAUCGUGAAGCAGUGCGAUGGUCAGAAAACGAUUGUUCUAUUCAUCGACGGGUUGGAUGAGCAAGAUGCUUCUGACGAACUCAGGCAAAAAUUGCUCGACCUGCUACAAUCACUAGGGACUUACAGAACCUUUAAGGCCUGCGUUUCAAGUCGCCCUUGGAAUAUCUACAACGAUGCGUUCGCACAGUGUCCCAAACUACGCCUCGAGCAGCUUACCGCUGGCGAUAUACGAGACUAUGUUCACGACAACCUGCAAAAGGAUCGGCACUUCCAACGGCACCAAAUACGCGAGCCGUAUCUUCUUGAGACCAUCACAAACGAAGUUACAGGGAAAGCUCGGGGUGUUUUUCUAUGGGUCCGUCUUGUGGUUCGCGAUCUGCUCAAAGUCCUCCGUGACGGUGGUAAUGCGAGAGACUUGUUACGGACACUCCAGCUUGUACCAUCCGAUUUGAAUCAAUAUUUCAUGCCGCUCUACAUGAUGGAUGUCAGUGGUGCUAAAGGCUAUCCCUCAGAACCGACACUCGGAUUUCUAUUAUUGCAUGUUCAUUUCUUGGCCGACUGGGACGACCAGAACUUUGCUGCAAAAUCACAUAUCUAUCCGGUCGACUUUAGAGAUCCUGAGGAUGUCGAUGUGUUUCUGGAACUACUUGAGCGACGAGUUGUGAGUCGGAGUAUGGGUCUAUUUGAGGUGGACCCACCAUUGCGACCUGGCACAAGCCAACAGCCAUGGAACAUGAAAAUCGAAGUCAUGCACAGAAGUGUGCGAGACUUCUUCGAAACUCCUGCUGCGAUGGAGCUGCUCUAUCAACAUUCUGGUGGACCUUUCGACGCUUCCAUAUUCCGAUGCAAUCUACUCGUCACUAACAUGACUUCACGUAUUGCAUUACCAUCACUGUGCUCGAAGCAGCACUCGGUCGCAUUCUUUAUGCGAGAGAUUCUAGCCCGAUCAGACAGUGAAGAGGCAUCGUUUCUACUAUUUGAGAAGAUGACCGAACUGGUCAAAGAUCACGUGGGAAUACUUUUCACGUGUAUUUCCGAAGAAGACAGGAAGCGGGACCUUUUUCAGGUACUAUUGCGGUGGUGUCAAGAUCGCGGUAGUGCCAUGUCGCUGGCAGUACUGCUUCAAUGGAUGCCGUACAUCAAAUCGCGCCUGUCAGAGACCUGUAUUGAUCAGAAAGAGGGCAGACCUUUGCUGGAUUAUGCCCUGCGACGCGAUCUCUUCUACCCACAAUCACCAAAUGAAGAAAUCGUAACAACCAUUCUGAAGUAUGGAGCUAACCCUGAUUCGGCGCUUGACACACGAGACAAAAUACCGAUAUGGCUGUACUUCCUGGAAACACUCCCACUGAUGGAGCGUAUGGACUAUUCAGCCUGUUUCGGGACGAUCAAGGCUCUUUUGAUGCGCGGCGUACACACUCGAGUUACUGUGAUUGACAUAGUCGCAUGUCACAGCGAAGUGGUGAAAUAUCUGGGAUGGUGGCAGAACCACCCCCUCUCUGCGAGGCGCCGGAAUCGGUUGAAGAAGCUAGCAGAGGAUGCAAAUACCGAGACCGUGUCGCCGAAAUUUUCAUUUCUGCAGGUGGUACAAUCCCUGAUCCCGUCAGCUGGUAAUGCCACUAGUAGUGGAUUGUUCUCUAAGAUCGAUGUUUCGAUUUUGAAGGAGCUUGAGGCGGCACAGGAAGUCGAGCCGCCGCAAUCUCAAGUGCACAGCCUCUAUUCAAGCACAAAGCAAGGACGCAAAUCCGAUGUCGAUGAGAGAGCAAAUUCCGGCACCAUGGCUUGGACGCGAGGUUGCAUGGCCGGGCGGCAGAUUACCGCCGCCGAGUCGCACAACCGGUUUACGUCUGCUCGCUCGAUCUCCUUCAACCCCUGCCUCCGGACUCUGCUCCAACAGAUCUGCAGGAGAAGUGACGUGCGCGCCGCGCUCCCUGUGCUCUCCCUUGACUCGGCUCAAAGUCUAGUCGCAGUCAGGCAGGAUCUGAACUUGGCCUACGAUUCAGCCGCCAGUGAGACUGGCCAGGUCCGUUCUGCAAAGUUGGCGCGUCGUCGCCACGCCAGUGACUCUAUUGCCUACACCAAUCCGUGA
This is a messenger RNA of Fonsecaea monophora, 3210 nucleotides long. RefSeq lists its product as hypothetical. NCBI's taxonomy places the organism in Eukaryota, Fungi, Ascomycota, Eurotiomycetes, Chaetothyriales, Herpotrichiellaceae. Bases 1 to 3210 code for a protein of 1069 amino acids. The transcript is spliced from 4 exons. The record is from RefSeq and is a predicted model, not a curated record.